Molecule: messenger RNA, 2683 nt
Organism: Homalodisca vitripennis (glassy-winged sharpshooter)
Lineage: Eukaryota; Metazoa; Arthropoda; Insecta; Hemiptera; Cicadellidae
Product: inter-alpha-trypsin inhibitor heavy chain H3-like
Exons: 19
Coding region: 164-2566 (800 amino acids)
Source: RefSeq, a predicted model, not a curated record
CGUCAACUGCUGUUAUAGGAGUAUAACAGAAGACACGCACACUGACCUUGGCAUGGUGCCAGCAACCUAGGGACUAAACAAAAUUGCUCGCUAAUUCACACAUGUUCCCGGCCCUUUGAUAUGCAUUGUCACCUUGUCAGCGCACUGCAUCGUACACUUGAAAAUGCUGCGUUCAAUAACUGUGUGCAUCGUGCUGCUGCUACUGCAGGCUCACCUCUCCACUCAGGACAUGGUCAGUUACGUUACAAGAAGCAGGAGGUCUGUAGCAGGAGACUCAGAUGUUAAAGAGAAGCCGAUUAUUCGCUCGCUACAUAUCACAUCCGAUAUCAAGUACCGUUAUGCCACAACUCUGGUCUACAGCAGGGUUGUCAACCCCUCAGAUCAGGCUGGCGAAGCUGUCUUCUACGUCAUCCUGCCCGAGACAGCGUUCAUCUCAGAAUUUCUCAUGGAAGUGAAGGACGAAGUGUAUAAGGCCCAUGUGAAAAAGAAGGAUGAAGCCAAAACUGAGUACGACGAGGCUGUGCAGGCAGGCCAGUCCGCAGGGCAUGUAGUGCUGGACACAAGAGACUCGAACCAAUUUAUAGUGACAGUGAAUAUCGAAGCUCAUGGCAAAGUCACUUUCAACCUGACUUAUGAACAGCUCCUGGCCAGAAAUCUGGGAGUUUAUACCAACACCAUUAAUAUCAACCCUCAGCAGAUCGUGGAAGACAUGUCAGUGACUGUAAAUAUAGAAGACCCAUUUCCUAUUAAGGACUUAGAGGUGUUUGAACUUCAAGUUUCUAACAAUUCUAUGACCAACAAACCAAACUUACUUGCAAUAAUAGAAGAAAAUAAUCCCAAUCACAAAUCAGUUGUUUGGUCGCCAACACCAGAAGAACAGAGAAGCGGAGACAUCGCCGGACUCAGCUGUCAGUUUGUCGUAAAAUACGACGUAGAUAGGAAAGGCAAGGAGCAACAGAUGAUACUGGUUAAUGAAGGAUACUUCGUUCAUUUCUUUGCGCCUGAGAAUCUACACCCGCUACGGAAGCAUGUUGUGUUUGUGCUGGACUACAGCUACUCUAUGCGUGGUAGAAAACGGGAACAACUUGAGGAAGCAAUGUUUAAAAUUCUCUCUGAGCUUAACUCCAAAGAUUGUUUUAGCAUCGUAACUUUCCAUGGUUAUGUUGAGGCUUGGUCUCCCACAUCGAUAUAUUCAUCCGCACCACGGCCUGCUGAUCAACCCGUCUUAGACGGCAGCUUUGUCAUUGAGGCCACGCCUACAAACAUAGCUGCAGCUCAUUCUUACCUGAAAAAUUAUACAGACCUUGGAUCAACAAACAUAAUGGCGGGUCUCAGAACAGGGCUGCAACUGAUCACUGUCGGCUUUUAUUUCUGGGACAACUAUAAAGGCCCGCCACAACCUUUAAUUGUCUUCUUGACAGACGGGCAACCUAACGUAGAGGUGACAGACCCAAACACUAUCGUCAAUUUGACCAAGUCUCUCAACAUUAAUAACUGCCCAAUCUUCAGCUUAGCUUUUGGAGACGAUGCAGAUUUUAAUUUCCUAAGAAAGCUAUCACUAUCUAAUCAUGCUUUUGCUCGAAAAAUAUACGAAGCAGCAGAUGCGUCUGACCAACUGAACAACUUCUACAAAAGCAUCUCCUCACCACUGCUCUCCAACAUCACCUUCACUUACACGCCUGAACAGGUGGAUUAUUCUUCAAGGACGAAAAAUAAUUUUCAGGUAUUUUUCAAUGGAUCUGAAAUAACUGUUGCUGGAAAAAUAAACAACAAAAUAAAAGACAAGGAACCUAUCGGAGUUCUCAGUGCUCAACUUCCAAAUGGAAUCAGGCUAUAUCCAAUAUUUGUAAACUGUAUGCCUAUGUCUGUGAAACCAGCCACCAAGUCAUUUGGUCAAUUGGAGAAGAUGUGGGCUUAUUUGAUGAUACAGCAACUGUUGGACAAGGCCGACUCGUUAGAUGAAAGUGAUGAGAUUAACAAAACCAAAGAAAAAGCUCUUGAAUUAGCUUUAAAGUACUCUUUUGUGACUCCACUCACGUCCCUGGUUGUCGUCAGACCGAACGAGACUGAGUCUGCUGUGGACCCCACACAAAUAAAACCUGCAGGAGAAAUCAAGCCUCACAAAGUCAUAAUGCCCAGACGCGGGCGUGGACGCGGUCGUCCGAAGCAAUCUCCUUUGACAACCAAGGGAACAACUGUUGGUGCUUUCGACACAACUACACCCAUACCGGACGGUACGUUUUCUGAAGGUGUCAAAAACAUCGGCUGGGAUCAUGUUGCGUGGCUCUAUCCUGUCUUGGUGAAGGCUAAAGACUUCGAGAACUACACCGGCAUCUCAAUAAGGGUAAUGGGGAUGGAGUACUACCUCGGCCUGAACCAGACUGACUUACCAUUUGGAGCUUGUCGCGUGAACGGCGAGGCCGGCCAUUGUCGCCAUAUACAGUAUUGUGCUCUUAACGUGUUCCGGGAUGACGUCACUGCCUAUGCGCCUUACCAAUGUACAAUUAAUGAAAGCUUCUUGGGGGUGUGCUGCCCAAAAUCAUUGACUGACCCAUCAUUCACUUGACUCAUUCCCAUAAGUGAUCAUUUAGAAUUAUAAAUUAUUAUCAAUGUACGCAACUAAAAGUGUGUAGUUUUUAAUAUGAUAUGAUUACUAAUAAAGUAAUGUUUGCUUAUUGAUAAA